GAAAGUUAAACUCUAAUUUCGUCAGCUGUUUAAUCUGUUCCCUGUGAUUUUUUAGUUUACUUUAUUUUAUAAUUUCCUGACAAAUUCUUCGUAUUAACUACCGUCGAAUGCUAUGAAUAUUUUUAAGUAGGAAAAAAAUGUGCAAUAUAUUUAUUAUUAUUAUUUCACUAUCCUUCCUUACGGUUGGUUACUAUGCUGAUGACAAGUGUAGAGGCAGCAUUUCUAGAGAAGAUAUUGAGAGUCAUUUGUCCACGAAAACUCCAUACCGUGCCAUAGCAAAUUUCAAUGACAAGCCAUUAGUUAUAGAAGGAUGCCAACCACAACGUCUUUGGGCUGUGAUUCGCCAUGGAACUAGAAAUCCAAGUAAAAAAGUCAUCAAAAAGGCCAAAACAAAAUUGAUGGAUAUAAAGCAAGAUAUACUUUCGAGGGAAGAUGUGGAUAUGUGCCCAGACUUUUUGCAACGUUUAAAAACAUGGCAGUUUAAUGUCAGUGCGGAGGAAGAGAAGUUUCUGGUUGCCGAAGGUGAAGAUGAGCUACUUGAAUUGGCUGAACGCAUGCAAAACCGAUUUCCCCAACUUCUGCCUGAGGAAUACGAUCCCAGCAGGUUCUACUUCAAAUAUACCGCCACUCAGAGAACUUUAAAGAGUGCCCAAAGUUUUGCAACCGGUCUAUUUGGUAGGCAUAAGAUUGGAGAGAUUGUGUAUCCGGAGGCAUUGCACAAGGAUCCAGUUUUAAGAUUUUAUAAAUUAUGUAGUCGCUGGCAAAGUGAUGUCGAUAAAAAUCCUCAAACAUUUGACAAUGUGCGUAAAUUUCUUCAAGGCGGACAAAUGCUGCAUGUCAUUGAACAUCUUCGUCAAAUAACCAGACUGUCACAUUUGGAUGCGAAUACUGUACGCUUGAUUUAUACAAUUUGUGGCUUCGAAACGGCUUGGCAAAGGCGCAAAGCACCUUCGGUGUGGUGUCAGUUAUUCGAUAGGAAUACUCUUAAAACCCUUGAGUUUGUGGAAGAUUUGGAAUAUUAUUGGAACGAUGGCUAUGGCUAUGAAUUAACACAUCGUAUUGCUUGUCCUGCUAUGGCGAAUAUGUUUAAGCAUAUCGAUCCCCAAUCAUCGCUGCCGAAUUCAACGUUUUAUUUUACGCAUUCCGGUACCGUUCUAAAGCUUCUAGCCCAUUUGGGUCUAUACAAAGAUCAAAUGCCUUUAACUCAUCAGGAUUUUGAUAAGGAACGCAAAUGGCGCACCAGCACAAUUGAUGCUUUUGCCAGCAAUGUGGCAUUUGUUCUAUAUGAGUGUAACAAUCGCGAACCCAUGGUUCUUACAAUGCAUCAAGAACGUGUAAUACACAUACCAGGAUGUCCGCAAGAUAGUGAUCUUUGUAGCCUAAGAACUUUGCGCCAACUUUUUGCUGACAGUGUAGAUAAUUGUAAUUUUGAGGAGAUGUGCUUUAAGUAGAACGAAGCGUUUUGUUCCUGCCCCAAAUGAAGGCGAAUGCGCACAAAAUUGUCAAAUGAUUUGAAAGGAGAUGUAAAAAAUCCCUUAAACCUUGUUUGCACUGCUCAUUAAGUCCGCAUUUAAGGCUCUCGUCAGCUGAUUUUAGAAAGGGAAAACAGAUGAUCGAGUCAUUAAAUACGGAUUUAAAGAGCCGUGUAAACGGGGUUUUAUGUACAUAUUAGUUAAAUCUUUGUAGGUGCAUAAAUGUAUGUGCGUGCAUCUAUUGUCUGUAACUGUAGAAACCACUGAACAACUGCAACUACUACCAUAUUUCUUAAAAAAAAACCUAACUUAGCCAUAACAGCCUUUUUUAGCUAAUACCACCAAAAUGUAAUAGACGACAAAACAAAAUUGUGAUGGACCGAUCAGCAGCAAACUAAUGCAGAGAAGAAAAGCUAGCCAAUGCACUCAAAAGUCAGAAAUGAUGAAAAUGCUUUGAUAUACGACUUUUAUUAAAAAUUUUUCUAUAUAUCCUAUAUAUACCUAGAGACCAUGAGAUGAAAAGUGUAGCAGGGGAGUUAUAUUGUAUAUAUAGCAUGUCCUUCCCUUCUAACUCUCCCCCUCGCAUUGUUUUUCCUAAUAGUUUUCUUUUUUAUAGCCUUGUUUCAAACCAUAAUACGUUUAGGUGAACGUAUUGUUCUUCUUUUUACAAAACAAAAUUCAAAUGAUUCUUUUGUAUACAUUUACAAUCAUAUGAACGUUCAUAGAUGCACAUACGCCCUCCCCCAUACUAUAUGUAUGUAUACAUAUAUAUUAAGACAUUUAUUUUAGAUUAUGUUUCCAAAACCUAUAGGGUUUAUAAAUAUUUUUCCGUUUUGAACAUAUGCCUACCAUACAUAUACAUAAACAUUUAUACAACAAACCCUUUUUUUCCCCCUUCCCCCUUAUCAAGAAGAAUAGAAAAAUUAUGUAUGAAAUUUGUUUUUUAAGAUUUAUUAAGAAAUUUCGAACGACGAUCACAAUUAUAAAAAAAAAAUCGAACUCUUUACUUACCAAUCAACAAGCAACCAGACAAGAAUAAGAAUAAAAUUAAUCAUAAGUGAUGAUAACACAACCCCCCCCCCCACACACACACACACACACAAC
Messenger RNA from Stomoxys calcitrans (stable fly), 2576 nucleotides. RefSeq names its product multiple inositol polyphosphate phosphatase 1 (gene Mipp2). The record is from RefSeq and is a predicted model, not a curated record. Bases 138 to 1451 code for a protein of 437 amino acids. Gene Ontology annotation, molecular function: acid phosphatase activity; inositol phosphate phosphatase activity. The transcript is spliced from 5 exons. Lineage: Eukaryota; Metazoa; Arthropoda; Insecta; Diptera; Muscidae.